CAGUUGUCCCGUAUGUGCCGAGGUUGGCACCGACUGUAUGGAAUGGGAAUGAGACCUUGGCCAAUGGAGACACUUUGAAUAUCGACUUGGAACUUCGCACUAACAAAACAAUCAUCUUGUCUUAUGGGGUGUAUGACGGCUACCCACUGGUGUCCAACAUUACUCUGACUUGUAACAAUCAUAUCGUUACCUUUGAUAAGGACAACGAAGCCGCUUACUACUUUACCUUCAACUCUGCAUGGAACGGCGAGCGAUGUGUUUGCAGUGCCGGUCACGUCUCAGGACGCUACACAUUGACCUCUAGCUUCGUUGUCAAGGUUACACGUACGUUGCAUUUAAAUUCUUAAGUUAAACGCUCAGGCCUGUAAUUAAAUUAUCUCACAGCAACACGACGGCCAAUACGCUUGCCACAGGGAGCCAUCGGAUACACACAUGUUUGACAUCUAAAGAAUUGCCUCUUACCUUGGUCUAUUCAAUUUAUUAAAAAAAUUCACAGUGAAGACCAACAUCUUAACACUUUUAAAAUGGUUCACAUUGUCGUGUUAGAAAACAGACAGAUUUUGUUUAUCGUGACACUUAAUGUAAACGGGUUGCUAUGUCCAGAAGGUACAAACUACUGCACCACGCAUUGCAUCGCGUUUAAAGAAAUCUGACGACAUCACCACAGUUCUUACAGAUCUCCAUUGGCUUCAUUGUGAGUGAUCGCAUUGAGCACAGCUGUAUAGAAGGUUCUGCACCUGAAUAUCUUUUAAAAAACUGAUUUCUGCACAUGUAUCCGUACAGAGCCUACGCUCUUCAACACAGUCCUUACUGGGAGUUCUCAAUGUGGAUGGAGACAGAAAGAAGUCAUUUUUAAAGCUAUAGCGUUUAAAUUAUUGAACACUACUAUGAUCGUCUCCAAUUAGAAAGAAAAGUAAACAAUUUCACAAAGGGAAUGACGUUCUUUGCAAAAACAGGUAGCAUUGUGGAAAGCCAAAGAAAACCAAGGUCCUCUGGCAAGAAGUGCAGUAAAAUCUUUGAGAAAUCAAGUUUCUCCUGCGAGAUUUGCUAGGCGACUCUAGGAGCAAUCAAGAUUCUCCUUCGAGAAGUAAAGCAGGGAAUGCGAGUAAUCAAGUUUCUCAUGCGAGAAGUCAUGCAGAGACUCUCAGUAAUUCCAUGAUCAGCUUUUUAGUCUUUUGAGGACGUUCAAUAAUCUACUGCAUCGUCUCACAAAGAUGGAAAGAUGCCAUAUAUAUAUAUAUAUAUAUAUAUAUAUAUAUAUAUAUAUAUAUAUAUAUAUAUAUAUAUAUAUAUGUGUGUGUGUGUGUGUGUUGAAAGUAUGAAACAAAACUUUCUUCUACCUAUAACCUGAUACGGCUCUGGAGCUGGUCUGUGUAAGAUAUCACACAUAUAUAUAUAUAUAUAUAUAUAUGUGUGUGUGUGUGUGUGUUGAAAGUAUGAAACAAAACUUUCUUCUACCUAUAACCUGAUACGGCUCUGGAGCUGGUCUGUGUAAGAUAUCACACACAUAAAACAAUAUAUUUUAAAAUCCUUUCUAUUACCUUCGAAUUUUUUUUCCUGGCUGGCUGGUAAAAUUCUCGGACGGCUAAUCGAACAAUUUCCAGUCAGCCUACGGAGCUGAAACUUUGCACUAGGAUUCGUUGCCAAUGACCACACAAUCCCUCACAUUUUUAGCCUCAACCCUCACCCCAAACCACAAAAUAAAAAAUUUUAAAAAUAUUUUUUAACGGAGGAAUGUUUACGAUUUGUUCAAUGGCUGUUUGUUUAGCUGUGGCUUUUCCACGUAUUUGGGUAUGCAUUCAAAAUAAAAACGCAUUGUUGAAUGGAAAUAUGAAACGUGUUUUCGCAAGAAGUUUACUCAUUUGCAUAACCGCUUCUUAAUAAAUAAUAAAUCACGUACAAUAACAUAAACUGGAACAAAACUACAUAUAAACAGUCUAUACGAACUUCUUUGUUCUUAGGGGUUUGUUUUUUCCACUGAUUGAAUCCUCAAAUGCUUGUUGGUUUUUACGCAAGAUGGUCCAACAUUACAACGUUAAACUUGUAUUGAAAAUAUUUUUUUUACAAAUGCAAUGAGGAUAUUUAAAAAAAAACAUCUUGAUAUUAUGAGUCUAUUUCAAAACCUUAACACUACAACCGUAUGAAUAGCAGGCUUGGCUUAAACAUACAACAUACUCUUUGUAUCAACCUUAACCUAAUUAUUUAAUGACUAUUACAUAACAGUCUUAACCUGUGCAUGUUCGACCCUCUGUCUGACAGCUCCAGUGACAGUGAUGUGGAAAGGAAGUAUCAUACCGGACGGCUACAGUCUUAAAGUCAAUCUCCAAGGAAAUAGAGGCAUUAAAGAAGACUUUACAUGUUGGGCGUCAGAACUAGUCCAAAAAAUUGAGUUCUCUUGCAGGGUACCAGGCAACCUGUUGCCGACGUCUAGCAGCGUAUUAAACUUCGGUGCGACAUUCACGUUUACCACAAGUGUGGUGGAUAAGUGGAUUCCCUGUAAAUGUACGGCUUAUUAUUCUAUUAUUGGAACAGGGAAGACCGAGACGUCAUCAUUUCUUUUGACCUCACAAGGUAAACCUAUUACCGACAUAUUUUUUUUUCACUUAUUAAUUAUAAUUGGAGAUUACAAGUGUGUGUUGAGUCAAUGUUUCUGGCAAAGCAAAUUACUUCAAAGAUACUUGCUAAGAAUAUUUUUUUUUUUUUAAAUGUUAUACUGAACUUUUUUUUACUGAAUUUUAAUUAAAGAUAGUUUACCAACAUAAAAAUUUAAUCUUUUUAAAAUAUUUAUUUAAAAAACCUACUAGCAAAUGUCUAACAUUUCCUGACUGCUCAUCGGUGUAUUGCAACUGAGGGAUCUCGAUCAAAUGUAUCUGGCAAUGCUAGUGGUUUACUCUUCAACUUCUCAGACGGCAUUAUGUUCUCAUUCAGACAGAAAUGAACUUCCAUCAGAUGCUCAUAGAUGUACAGAGAUGGAACAUACUUUAAAUGCAAAUACAAAAAUCACUUUUUAUUAUUAUUAUUUUUUUUUUUUUUGCAUCUGGAAGUUUUUUUCAGGAGAGAAAUGUGUAUUCCUCCCAUCCCCCCCCCUCCCCCCCAAACUUUUUUUUUCUUUCGAAUAAAGCAAUGUAUGGAACAUACUUUAAAUGCAAAUACAAAAAUCACUUUUUAUUAUUAUUAUUUUUUUUUUUUGCAUCUGGAAGUUUUUUUCAGGAGAGAAAUGUGUAUUCCUCCCAUCCCCCCCCCUCCCCCCCAAACUUUUUUUUUCUUUCGAAUAAAGCAAUGUUGUAACUCAAUGUUCACAGUAAAUGGUUUCCCACCAAUGAGAUUGGUGAAAGUGAAGGUUGUUCAGUUUUUCUCUUUGACUAUCCUGACAGGUUCAAGCGGCGGGUCUGGAGCUGGUGGUGGUGGUGCCAAUGGAAUGGAGGUUCUCACUGCGGGGCCAUUUACCCUACUUCCACUCGUAGUUGUGACGAGCCUGCACACCUUCUUCUUUCAAUAAAUGAAUAAGACCUGAGAACUGGAGUAUUUAGGAAACGUAUCGUGUAGUAUCGUGUUGGCGGUUUUCUCGCCCUUAACUUUGCCAUUAAUUCAAUCAUAUGUAUGGCUUUUUUUUUCUCACAAUUUGUUUUUUUUUUUACUUUGACAUUUACCCACACAACCAGAAAAAUUGACUCUUACGUGAAUCGGGCUCAGGGUCUUAAGAUAAUUGAAACAAACAUUAAAUGCCAACCAAUUUUUAUAAAGAAAUAUAAAGCACAUCUCAUUUGUCACGUCUGCUGAGGAAGGCUUUCCGUCGAAACGUUAUUCUUUUACUGUCCUGUCUUUCUAUUUGAAACUGCCACAAACUGUGUUCCUCUAUUUACGUCACACAGCUUGAACGCAGUCCUUCAUUUAUUAUAACUUCAAAAGUACAUUUAAAACAUGUUCAAGCAUUUAAUUUAAAAAUGCAGUUGUUAAGUGAAGAGAUAAAUAGCUAAUUUCAGCGAAAACAUUGUUUCACGUAUGCUCAAUUUAUUUGUUGUGUUUAUCAGAUAGUAUUCUUAGAUGCUUUUGGUAAACUUCACUUCAUACUUGAGCAAAGACACUUGUAUAUAUAUACACACAUAUAUUUGUACUCUAUGUGGAGACGGUGUUUGAUUAACAUAAAAGAAACAUAAGGUCGAUUGACACAUCUUAGAAUUGCAAGGGGAAAUUACUCAUUUUGUGCUGUAAAUAGUCUAUUUUUGCAGGUUUUUGCAAGUGACCUGCUUAAAUAAAUGUUUAUACACACCCAGAGAGAAAGAGAGAGAGAGAGAGAGAGUGAGCUUUAGAGAGAGAGGGAGAGAUAGAGACAGAGAGAGAGAGAGUGAGAGAGAGAGAGAGAGAGAGAGGGGGGAAUAAUUUGUU
Lymnaea stagnalis (great pond snail) is the source of this 4386-nucleotide messenger RNA. The record is from the annotation of a GenBank genome assembly. NCBI's taxonomy places the organism in Eukaryota, Metazoa, Mollusca, Gastropoda, Lymnaeidae.